Molecule: messenger RNA, 4353 nt
Organism: Branchiostoma belcheri (Belcher's lancelet)
Lineage: Eukaryota; Metazoa; Chordata; Leptocardii; Amphioxiformes; Branchiostomatidae
Product: DNA (cytosine-5)-methyltransferase 3A-like
Exons: 21
Coding region: 1-4353 (1450 amino acids)
Biological process (GO): regulation of gene expression
Cellular component (GO): nucleus
Molecular function (GO): methyltransferase activity
Source: RefSeq, a predicted model, not a curated record
AUGGAGAUACCAGAGGAAGAACCCAGGGAGAGUUUCCACAACAAAGAUGAGGCUGAUGAUGAUACCACACCUGAUCAAAACUGUUCGGCAACAUUCAAACAUACUGAUGCUGUCAUCAGUUCUUCCAAGUCACCAGCUCACCCACAUACAAGUCAACCAACGGAGACAAAUUACGACCUGGUGCUCAAUGCUGAGUCUGACUUGGAAGAUGCUGAAAGUGAUGGUGAAAGUAGUACUUACAGCUUCAUACCUGGUGACCACAGCCAGGGACCUGAAGUACCUGAUGAUGUAGAGGAGUACCUCGAGUCUGUGGACAUCUCCCCAAUCAUUGGAUCAGCGAAUGCUGUAGGGGGAAUGGUUGACCAGAAGAAGACAUGCAGACGGAGCCUGUUUGAGUAUAAGGGAGACAAUGAAAAAGCUGUUGGUCGUGAGGUCAAGUACAAGGUGGAUGUUCAGGAAGACGUGAAUGAAGAUUUUCAUCUGGCUCUGGACACGAGUGCAGAAGAUUGGUCCCCACCGAUAAAGUCACUUGUUGCUGACUACUCCAGUCCAGGAGACCCGCAGCUGGCAGGUCAACAUGAGGAAGCAGGGGAGAUGUUCAAGCCUUUCAGUCAAGAUGCUGAGGGAGAUCAGCUGCUUUCAGCCUACAUGUCAGGAAUAGAACCCAUAUUGCAAGAUCACUUUGAACCCACUUGUGGAAAAGAUGUACCACCCAAACACAAUAACCAGGUCUCAGAUGAUCUCUCCAGAGAUGUGGCAAUUCAAACAAGUCAAACAACAGACAGGGAAUCAAUUCAAAUACAAAGUCCCCUUGUGAAACAAACAGAGGAGCAAGAGCAGCAACGUCAAGUCAUGAUUAGGAAAACUCCAGCAGGCAAUAUCUUACAGUCAUCACGCUACACGUCCAGUACACCCUCUGAUCAGGGGUCUAAGAAAGCAGCUGGUAAAGGAGGGACACCAAGUGAAGGUAAGAAUGAGAAUUUGGAGAGGGAGACUGAAAAAGAUGGAGUCAGACAAGAGGCUCUGCUGGCUGAACCUCGUCACCCCGAUGCUCCUAGCAAGCCAACUACCUCAGCACAAGCUGGAGUGCAGCAGACAUCAAUCACAGGACUGCAACAUGGACAAAGGAAGAGACGGGCUCAUCCAGGCCCCAGCUACUCAAGCCCUCAAAAACUUCUCCCAUCAAAGAAGAGGCAAGCUAAAGAGGAAGCUAUCCAAAAACUUACCACAAAGGGGAGGAAAGAACAAAAAAGUUCUUCAAGCUUCCCCACUACUGUGGAGAGAGCUAAACAAAAUGAUCACAGUUAUUCUAAGACUUCUAAGCCAAAGAAAAUAGAGGCUGAAGGAUGGUCAGGCGUCCAGAAAAAGCAGCAGACAGUGAAAGAUAGCCAAAGAGCACAAAGCCUUCUGAUGAAUAAGAUCCAACAGCUGUCUGGUUCUAGACUAGUUCUGCCUACUUCAACCGCAUCAUCUCAUGCAAAAUCAGUUGAAGGUAGGCCAAAAAAGAAGUAUCUUGUUGCUAUUGAGAAAGGGCCUAACACUCUGCCUUCUGGGAAGAAUAUGGACAAGAAGAUUCUUGAGAAGGGACAUGUUGAUGCCACACAUACGAGGGAUGUCCACCAAGCAAAGCAGAGGGCCAAGAAAACUGCAAGAAUGUGUGCACCAUGUCCGGUGUUGAGGGGAGCCUCAGAAGCACUGGUUGUUGAGGAGACAGAUACACUGUCUGCCACACAAGACACUGACACAAUGGACACUGUGAUUCCUCCAACACAGAUAGAUGACACAAUGAAGAAAAAGUAUGUAGUAUCCCCGAGAGGUGCGCAAGGAAAAGAGAAGACCUCCGUAUCCAAAGCAAGGCAAGAAGGUGAUGUAGAGACACAGGACAAGCAGACUACAGAAAAUGAUACAGCAGUUCAGGGACAGAUAGAAGAAAUACAGGUGGUCCAGAAUCAGGGACCAAAUGAUGGUGAACACCCAAAAGGAGCAGCUGGAAAAAGGCCCUCCCAGGAGAGUGCAGAGAGAGGAGAAGCUGGCAACAAGAAGAAGGCAAGAGCUGGGACUUCUGAGAAGGUUGAGCUUGAACUAUUUCACAUGGAGAAUACCAGAGGCAUGUACGGCUGGGAGGACAGUCUGAGACAGAGACCGUCACCUGUCAAGAGGUUCCAACCUGAGGCUCCGCCCACUGCUGAUGACAAGGGGAAGAAAAGGAAGAAAGACGAACAGAGUGGUGCUGUAAAGAAAAAGGUCAAGCCACAGAUGCAGCCUCUGGUCUUUACAACAAUAAGGAACAACCCAACCACUUCUUCAAAGGGAAAUCUAGCUGGUCCCAAGGACCCACCUGCUGCAUCUGCCAGUACCUCCUCAGCAGCUGUCUCAGCACCUGUUUCUCCAGGUGACAUAAGGACCAACAGCUUUCCAGAAAAUGGCAGUCCUACAGACAGUGGCCAGGAGGAACAGCUGCCACAGGAGUAUAAGGAGGGGAAGUAUGGUAUGGGAGAGCUGGUGUUCGGUAAGCUGAAGGGCUACACCUGGUGGCCGGGGAGGGUGGUGUCCUGUGUGGAGACAGGCAGGGACCCUGCACCCGAGGGGUCGUGCUGGGUCAGGUGGUUUGGAGAUGGGAAGUUCUCCAUUGUGCAGGUGGAAGACAAGCUGGAGCCAUUUGGGAAGUUCAGCCAGUUGUACCACGAGAGGACAUACAACAGACUACAGACCUACAAACGUGCCAUACUGGAGUCUCUACAGGUUGCUGCAGAUCGUGCCAAGAAGAAGUUCCUGUCCUCACCGGACACUCACAAGAACCAGGACAGGGACAGGACCAUGGUGCAGUGGGCCUUACAGGAGUUUCCUCCUGGUGGCCCCGACAGUCUGAAACCUUCAGCAGAGGAAGCCAAGCCACCUGAUCACCUGGUGCAUCAGUGGCUCCAGGCAAGACACCUGAAACAGCUGGAGCAGGUGGCAGCUGCAUCAUCUGAGGGAGUGUCGUCUGAGGGUCGCAGGAAAUCGGUGGACUCAAGACUGGAAAGGGCAAAACUGUUUGAGGAUGUGCGGAAGAGGCAGCUGUCUGUAGACCAGUUGUGUCUGGCCUGUGGGAGCCUGGAUGUGGAGACACAGCACCCACUGUUCAGGGGAGGGCUGUGUGAGGGCUGUAGGAUUGAGUUUCUGGAGUCAUCUUACCAGUUUGAUGAGGACGGGUACCAGUCCUACUGCAGCUUGUGUGCAGCUGGGACAGAGGUGCUGAUGUGUGGGCAGGACAGCUGCUGCAGGUCCUUCUGCAAAGACUGCCUUGACCUGAUUGUUGGACCAGGCACAGCAGACCAGGCUGUACUAGAGGACCCGUGGAUGUGCUACAUGUGCCGGGAGGAGCCCAGACAUGGGCUGUUACACAGGCAGCAGGACUGGUCAGCCAGGCUGCAGCAGUUCUUUGCCAUGGAUGAUGUGCAGGACUUUGGUGAACCAAAGCUGUACCCCCCUGUCCCAGCUCAGCAGCGACGCCCCAUCAGAGUUCUGUCACUCUUUGAUGGCAUCGGCACAGCUCUGCUGGUGCUGAAGGACCUGGGAGUGACUGUGGAUAUAUGUUACGCCUCCGAGAUCGACCCUGAUGCCAUCAAGGUGUCCCAGCUCAGGCACGCCGGGGGGAUCCGCCAUCUGGGAGACAUCCGCAGUAUCAGGAACACUGAUAUACCAAAGCUUGGUCCUUUUGACCUCGUGCUGGGAGGAAGUCCAUGUAAUGACCUGUCUAUCGCUAACCCCAACAGAGCAGGACUGUAUGCUGGAACUGGAGUGAUGUUCUUCCACUUCUACCGCCUGCUGCAGCACGCAGCCCCUGCUCCCGGGGACGAACGCCCGUUCUUCUGGCUGUUUGAGAACGUCGUGGCCAUGAAGCACCAGUACAAGCAGGACAUCAGUCUGUUUCUGGGGUGUAACCCGGUGGUGGUGGAUGCCAAAGACGUGUCUCCUGCUCAUCGCGCUCGCUACUUCUGGGGGAACCUCCCCGGCAUGAACAGGCCUUUGGUGCCCCAGGCCAGUGAUAAGCUGGCUUUAGAGCAGUGUCUGGAGAAAGGCUGUGGCCGUGUUGCUCAGGUUAAGAAGGUGCGGACUGUGACCACCACUCUGCACUCUGUGCGUAACCAGGGGAAACAGCAGGCGGCACCUGUACUGAUGGAGGGGCAGCCAGACACACUCUGGUGCACCGAGCUGGAACGCGUGUUUGGGUUCCCCAGCCACUACACGGACGUGUGCAACAUGAGUCGCUGCUCCCGUCAGCGGCUGCUGGGCCGAGCCUGGAGCAUCCCGGUCAUCCGCCACCUGCUGGCUCCUCUCAAAGACUACUUCCAGUGCCAGGACAAGGAGUAG